Messenger RNA from Aphanomyces invadans, 2205 nucleotides. RefSeq lists its product as hypothetical. The coding region runs from base 19 to 1200 and encodes 393 amino acids. The transcript has a single exon. NCBI's taxonomy places the organism in Eukaryota, Oomycota, Saprolegniomycetes, Saprolegniales, Verrucalvaceae. Gene Ontology annotation, molecular function: protein binding. The record is from RefSeq and is a predicted model, not a curated record.
CACGUCGACGUCAUUUGAAUGCUGGAGAAGGUGUGGAGCAAGAAGGAGAGGGCUCGCGUCCAGAAGCGCCUCGAGGCCGUGUGCAAGAACGGACCGGUCGAAGACCUGACCGCGUUUCUCGCAACGUUGUCGGACGAAAAAGUCGAGGUUUUGCUCCAAGCUCCCUCCGUUGGCAACGACCAGCUCUCGUGCCUCCAUCUUGCCGCCGCGACAAACCAACCACUCAUCCUCGACUACCUGAUCACGAACUACGCCUAUCUCUUUCCCGAUGUUCGCAAAGACUACGCCCGCACGCCAUUGCACGAAGCUGCUCUUCAUGGACAUGCCGAUGUUGUUCAGAUAUUGCUGCGUCAUGGCGCGCUUGUCGGAGCGCACACGACUCGAGGCCGAACGCCAUUGAUGUACGCUGCACGUGGAGGUCAUGUCGAUGUCAUCAAGUUGCUCCUCAAUGCUGGAGCGAACGUCAACGAUCAGAGCGAAACUGGCCUGACAGCGCUGUACGAAGCAGCCAAACACGGCCGAGCUGACGCGGUCGAUUUCCUCCUCACGUGUCCUCAUGUGGACGUCAACUUGGGGUCCCACACCAAGCAUACGCCGCUUCACAUUGCGAUCGGGGAAGGCCACUUGACUGUGGCGGAAAGAUUGAUUGCGGGUGGUGCAAAUUCAGCUGCGCAAGACGCAAUGGGCGUGACAGUGUGGCACGAAGCAGCGGGGCUUCAAAGUUUGGCUGGGAUGGAAUUGCUCGUUCGCCACAAUAUUCCGUUGCGUGAUGACCACGUCGAUGUGGUUUUGGCAAGGCACCCGUUCCAUUAUGCGGCUGUCGAAGGCCACGCGGCGUUUUGCGCAGCGCUCUUGGCAGCUAAUAUGGUCGACGUGAAUCUCCAAGAUGUCGACGGGUGUACGGGCCUGUACUAUGCAAGUGCAAACGGCCAUGCACAUGUGGUCCAAGUUCUGCUUGAUGCCCAUGCCGAUGUCAACUUGGCGUCGAUUCGGCGCACGCCGCUGCAUUGUGCUGUCAUGUGGCAGCGAGAAUCAUGCGUCCAGCUUCUUCUGGCCCACGGCGCUUCUAUGGACGCCGCUGACAAGGACGGAAAGACUGCCAAGGACUUGGCGCAAGGGUAUCCUGCGAUGGCUGCGCUGUUCGACCAAGUGAUAAAGACAAGCUGUUCAGUAUUAAAUAUUACGGAUGUUACGGUUUAAAAGUACAACGGACCAUCGUUGGUGGCGUCCAUAUCAACAUCGUCGUCGCCACCACUCGACGAGCAGUGCACCAACUGCAGGGACUGGGAGGGUGCGGAAAACGAGUGGACUCGGGAUUUCCACCGUACAACUUCGGUCUCCAAGUCGUGGAAGAGAUCGAGGCGCCAUGCCAAGUCCUUCAUUUCAAGGAAGCUCAACACACGCUCGCCAUUCCAAAAGUGGGCAUUGUCGAUCUUCUUGGUUUUGACGCCGUUAACGGUUUCACGCGCGACUUUCUGCAUCCGUUGAACGUCGACGAGGAUUUCGUUGUGCGCAAUGCCGUGCUGGACCAGGAAUCGCAUGAGCACCAGAAGUUCGUUCUCGGAAGGACGGUAAUGCCCGCUGUGGGGAUAAAUAAUACGAAGUGUGCCUUCAGAAACGACCAUCAUCCCUGCCGUUUGAACGCAUUCACCUCCCACCAAACUCGUGUGGUGAAUGCGUGGAACUUGGGUCGUCACCUUUUCGCUGCCGUACAAAAUGCCAUCGCGGAGAACAAAGAUCCAUCCUUCGUCACCAGUGUCGACAAUUUCCUGGGUGGAUUUACGAAUUACCAUGCCUUGACGAAUGUCGAGCUCGAAGCGCUGACGCUCGGCAGGGUCGCAGUAUAGGACGGUUUCGCUCUCGAGCUUGGUUCGAGGCACCCCUUCGACUUCAAUCGAUUCAUCGUCAAGCCAUUCCCAGAAUCCAGGCUUUGGGCCGUCGUAUCGCUUCCAUUCUUUGUAGUACGCGCGAAGGUUUGCGCCAUACCUGUGCUUCUGAUCGCAAACUUCAAGCCAACUACGCUUGUCGACGACAGAGAUGUUGCCUGCACUGAAUCCACGCACAAGGACGGACGAAAACUUCUUGGCUUGCUUUGCUAUCUCAUGAGGACAAUGUCGUCCCCGUCGUCUUGCUGUCAUCGGGAUCUGUGGCAUGAAGACAACACACGUCGGAACACGGUGUCGGUGGAGGGUGCGGGCGUUGCGC